AUGGUUGAAGCAGAAUACGUGUGGAAGCCCAUUUUUGCCGGCCUCGAUGGAUGUGGGGGUUGGGAGCUGGGUCUUCUGGCUGCGGGCCGCCUCUUUGGAUAUACUGUGGAGAUAGUUGAUGGGGGUUCGGGGUCUGGCAAUCGCUUAGAGGAUGAAAGACGGGAGCGGUGUCAUAAUGAAAUACUUCUAAUCUAUGUCAUUCACAAAGUCAAUAAUUUCUGCACAGUUUGUUCCGGUUUGUGCGAUUACACCAACUCUUCCAAAGAACUCUUAUAA
Opisthorchis viverrini is the source of this 276-nucleotide messenger RNA. RefSeq lists its product as hypothetical. The transcript has 3 exons. The coding region runs from base 1 to 276 and encodes 91 amino acids. The record is from RefSeq and is a predicted model, not a curated record. NCBI's taxonomy places the organism in Eukaryota, Metazoa, Platyhelminthes, Trematoda, Opisthorchiida, Opisthorchiidae.